Cotesia glomerata is the source of this 5198-nucleotide messenger RNA. RefSeq names its product tyrosine-protein phosphatase 10D (gene Ptp10D). NCBI's taxonomy places the organism in Eukaryota, Metazoa, Arthropoda, Insecta, Hymenoptera, Braconidae. Gene Ontology annotation, molecular function: protein binding; protein tyrosine phosphatase activity. Gene Ontology annotation, biological process: protein dephosphorylation. The record is from RefSeq and is a predicted model, not a curated record. The transcript has 12 exons. Bases 219 to 4871 code for a protein of 1550 amino acids.
GAUAACGGUAAUAAAUAAUAAAAAUUUUAAGUGUCAAUAUGGUAGCGAUUAACGUCGUUUGUUGUUCAAUGGAUAAAUUAGAGGUUUUCGAAGCGGAGAUUUCCGGGUGCUGAUUUGGAGGUGGAAAUUUUUUGGUUGAUAGUUUUUUGAGAUGGUCAAGAUAAUUUGGGAGGGAGUUUUUUGAGAAACGUCUUCCUGUUUAUUUUUGGAGAGAUAGCAUGAGCUGGAAGUUUUUUUUUAUUGUCUUUGGGAUUCAGGUAUGGCGCUCGGACUCAGCAGACCUGGCGAUCGAGAUUCCGGGGAACUUGACCCAGCAAGGAACCUGGUACCGCCUGGACUACAGUCCGCCUGUGGGGGAGCCACCACCGAACACAAAAAUUCCCGCGGUGGACAUCGGGGACGUGAUAAAGUUCCAGAAAGGGUUAGCUGGUACCAAAUACGAGUUCUGGCUGUACUACAACAACGGUUCUUGGAACGACUGGCUGACCUGGACGGCGUCGAUAACGACAGCGCCUGACCCUCCGUCGAACCUGACAGUUCUGGUGAGGAACGGCAAGACGGCAGUGGUCUACUGGUCGCCUCCCGCCGAGGGAAACUACUCUGGGUUUAGAAUGCGUGUCCAGAGCUUCAAUGACCUGGCGAAUCCUCCAUCGACGACCAGGACCAGCGUGAUCUCCUCUGACGCCAUUCCGUACACUCUGCGUGACCUGACUCCUGGCGCCACCUACUCUCUUCAGCUGUUCACAGUCCUGGAGGCGAAGGAAAGCGUCGCUUAUACCAGCAAGAACUUCACCACCAAGCCUAACACUCCAGGGAAGUUCAUCGUCUGGUUCAGGAACGAGACCACCCUCCUGGUCCUCUGGCAGCCUCCUUACCCUGCUGGGAUCUACACCCACUACAAGGUCAGCAUUGAACCUCCAGAUGCUGUCGAGUCUGUGUUCUACGUAGAAAAAGAAGGAGAACCUCCAGGUCCUGCUCAAGCUGCCUUCAAGGACCUGGUUCCUGGUCGGGCUUACAAUAUUUCGGUUCAAACCGUGUCUGAGGACGAAACUUCGGCUCCUACUACGGCUCAGUAUAGAACGGUUCCAUUGAGGCCGCUGAAUGUCACUUUUGACAGGUCUUCGGUUACCUCCAGUAGCUUCAGGGUCUUUUGGAGUCCUCCAAACGGCAGCUCGGAGUUUGAUAAAUAUCAGGUUUCACUUGGGAACAAUCGGAGGGUUCCUACUGUUACGAGGAACAGGUAUGAAGAGGACAGCACUUCUUGGGAGUUCCAUGAUCUAGAGGCUGGCAAAACUUAUCAGGUCGUCGUAAAAACCGUCUCCGGCAAAGUGACCUCCUGGCCAGCAAGCGGGGACAUAACCUUAAAGCCCCUUCCAGUCCGAGACUUGCGAGCGAGUAUCGACGAGCGAAUGCUUGAAGUCUCUUGGCGCCCCGACAACGCAAGCAUCCAGGACAGUUACCGUCUCGAAUACCACGAAGUAGACACGGCAAGUUCCGGCGACAGCAACACCCUAACGAUCGAGAAGACCCGAGUAGUCCUGGAGGCGCUUCUGCCCGGCCGUAACUACACCAUAAUCGUCGCAGCGAUCUCCAACAAGGUCGAGAGCAACGAGACGGUGAUCUACCAGGUAACAAGACCCUCCAGCCCAAUCAUCGAGGACCUCAAGUCCAUCGAACGCGGGCUGAACAUCUCCUGGAAGUCCGACGUGAACUCCCGCCAGGAGAAGUUCGAGAUUACUCACACGAGAAACGACACCGGGGAAAGUGCAACGACUCUAACAACUGAGUCUCAUAUUAUACUGGAGGACCUUUACCCAGGAGCCGGGUACGAGGUCAAGGUCUUCGCGAUCAGCCACGGGUUGAAGAGCGAACCUCAUGACUAUUUCCAAGCCGUGCUUCCGCACCCGCCUCAACAUCUCAGGAUUGACCGAGUUGACCUGGGGAACAAGUCUGUUCUAGUUCGCUGGAGUCCUCCCAUUAACUCCCUCUUUUCUGAAUACUCCGUUAAGUUUCGAACUGAUGACUCCACCUGGACAAGAUUGCCCAGUGUUCGCAGAACCGAAGCUGAAAUCUUGGAACUGACUCCUGGGGAACGAUACGUUAUCCAGGUUAACACCGUCAGCUUUGGAGUGGAAAGUCUGUACCCCCUCCAGGUGAACCACACAGUCGCCCCGAACCCGGUGACAAACAUUACCCCGAUUGUUGACUCGACCAACGUCACCUUGGAGUUCCCCAGGCCUCAAGGUAGGAUCGAGUUCUUCACCUUUACUUGGUCCGCGACCAGCGAUCCUGGAGAUGAUCUUGGAGUCAGAAGCAAGAACAUCUCUGGCCUGGAGGAGGAUCCUGAUAAGUUUGUCAUUGGGAACCUGAUUCCUGGAGUUGAGUAUGUCUUUUCUGUUGCGACGACUUCUCAUGAUCUAGUGAGUGAGCUUACGAAUGUCACUGCGAGGACUAUGCCGUUGAUACAGUCAGAGGUGGUCAUUGUUGUUGAUCAGGAUGUUACUGAUGCGUUGGCUAUGAGGUACACCAGGACUCCAAUACAGAUUUCGAGGUUCGACUUGUACCGUUUCCGAAUCAGUGACGACCUGAACACAACCACGGAGAAGCAAGUCGACGACCCGGACACCAAAGUAACCUUCUCAAACCUAAUCCCCGGUCGAUUGUACAACGUGACUUUCUGGACAGUGAGCCAAGGAGUAUCAAGCCGUCCUUUGUUCCGUCAGGACCGGCUGUACCCACUACCGAUCUCAGCUCUGCAGGAAGUUGAAGUGAACGCCACCUGGAUCAGCUUAUCCUGGGACAUUCCAGCAGGGGAGUUCGACGCCUUUGAAAUGCAGUUUAUAAACGGGGACAAGUUGGUGCAGAACAUAACCUCGACGAACCACAUUGUGAUCCAGGACUUGCGACCCUGGCGGAACUACACCUUCACCCUGGUGGUUUGUUCCGGGUACUAUUCUAACCUCCACCUGAGAAGAAGCCACCCAGUUUCUGCCAGCUUCACCACCAGCGAGUCCUUCCCAGGAAGAGUCGAGAAGUUCGACCCGACUGAUAUUCAGCCAAGCGACAUCAGCUUCCAGUGGUUCCUUUCUCCAACGGAGUUCAACGGUGUCAUCACUAAGUUCACGAUCACCUAUCAGCUGGACGGUAGCAAGCACACGGGAGCUAAAGAUUUUAAAGCCAACGAGAACCAGGGCAUGAUCAAGGGACUGAUCCCUGGAAAAACCUACGCCUUCAGCAUCCAGGCCAAGACUAAAGUUGGAUACGGACCUGAGAACGUCUGGCGGCAGAAGAUGCCCAUUCUAGCACCUCCGAAACCUCCCACCCAGGUUGUUCCUACUGAAGUUUGCAGAACCAGUUCCACGAUCCAGAUUAGGUUCAGGAAGAAUUACUUCAGUGAGCAGCAUGGAUCUGUGAUUGCCUACACGAUUAUUGUUGCUGAGGACGACAGUAAGAACGCUUCUGGGUUAGAAAUGCCAAGCUGGAAAGAUGUUCAGGCUUAUAGCAUUUGGCCGCCUUAUCAGGUUAUGGAACCAUACUACCCAUUCAAAAACAGUUCCGUAGAAGAUUUCACGAUAGGAACCGAGAACUGCGAUGGUAAGCUGAUAGGCUACUGCAACGGACCCUUAAAAUCUGGCUCGACUUACCGAGUAAAAGUCCGAGCCUUCACCGCUCCAGAUAAAUUCACCGACACUAGCUACAGCUUCGCCAUCCAGACCGAAGGAUUGCUGCUAAUGGCAGCUGACAAAGACAACACUGCAAUCAUCGUUGGAGUCACUGUUCCUAUUAUUCUUCUGCUGACUUUACUUGGGAUCGGACUCUUUGUUAGACGACAUCGGAACCAACUUAGGAAAAUUGCAGAACCAAGAGCUGGAGGUCCUUCGGACAAUCUUUCGCUUCCAGAUAGUGUCAUUGAAACAAGCCGACCAGUAAGAAUAGAAAACUUUGCCGAACAUUACCGAAUAAUGUCAGCAGAUUCAGACUUCAGGUUCUCAGAAGAGUUCGAGGAACUGAAGCACGUUGGCCGUGACCAGCCUUGCACAGCAGCAGAUCUUCCAUGCAACCGUCCUAAGAACAGGUUCACAAACAUCCUACCUUACGACCACAGCCGGUUUAAGCUUCAACCAGUCGACGACGAAGAGGGCUCUGACUACAUAAACGCAAACUAUGUUCCGGGUCACAACUCGCCCCGGGAGUUCAUAGUCACCCAAGGGCCCUUACACUCGACCCGCGACGACUUCUGGCGGAUGGUUUGGGAAAGUAACAGCCGCGCCAUUGUCAUGCUGACUCGGUGCAUUGAAAAGGGCAGGGAAAAGUGUGACCACUACUGGCCUAUGGAUACUGGACCGGUCUAUUACGGUGACAUCUCUGUUACUAUACUCAACGAGACGCGGUAUCCUGAUUGGAGUAUCACGGAGUUUAUGCUCUGUCGGGGCGAAGUAAAAAGAGUAAUCCAGCACUUCCAUUUUACAACAUGGCCGGACUUUGGUGUUCCAAGCCCCCCACAAACCCUAGCGCGGUUCGUCCGAGCCUUUAGAGAACGAGUACGUCCCGAUCAGCGACCAAUAGUCGUCCACUGUAGCGCAGGAGUAGGCCGCAGCGGGACAUUCAUAACCCUGGACCGGAUUCUCCAGCAGAUCCAGGUCUCAGAUUACGUCGAUAUCUUCGGUAUUGUCUGGAUUAUGCGGAAAGAGCGUGUCUGGAUGGUCCAAACUGAGCAGCAGUAUAUUUGCAUCCACCAGUGUCUACUCGCGGUAUUGGAGGGUCAGGAUACUACUGGUCCUCCUCGGGAGAUUCACGACAACGCUGGGUUCGAAGAAAAAAAUCGAAGCUCUCUGGAUAAUUCGGUGAACCAAGAUGAGAAGGAAAGGUGAUGGUCUUGUAGUCAAGACACCUUUAUUUAUUAUGUGGAUGAUGAAGGAAUUGCUGAGUCAGGAAUGUGAAGAAUCAAUUAACCGAGCUUUAUCAACUAUUAUCAACCCGAGAUUAUAGAAAAAAAAAAGAAAAAAAAAAUAGCCUUCAAAGUUUAUAAUUUUGCUUGGAAUUUAUAUUAAUUUGUUGUCUGUUUUGUUUUUUUUUUCAUAAAUGGUCACACAAAUCUCCGUCCAAAGAAACGAAAAAACUAUAAGAAAACAAGAGAGUAAGUACGCAACUUAAGUGGAUUUGUGAAGUACUUAAAACUAGGGGUGUGCAAUUAUUUA